UCGACGAGCACGGCGGUAUUUUGCACCGUGCGUGGCGCGCGCGCCUUCCCGCGUGCCCACGCCUACUUCGGACAUCGGAGCUGCUACGUCAAGCCCGACAGGAGAGGCGACGGCAGCCCGGCCACCAUCACGGAGGAAGUAAGUGAUGAUUUUGCGUGAAAGACCUGUAAUGACGAUGAAGAUGAUGCGUUUAAUGGCGGCCGCCGGCGCGCUGUAGAGGUCAAGGAUGAGCAGGCGGCCAUCGGUGCUCGCCUUGGCGGCACUCCUGCUGAGCAUAUCCCCGGACAGGACUGACGGCAGUGGCGGAUCGGCGGCGGAUUCUGGAGCACAGCCCAGGUGGCGCCACGUCAACGGCAGCCAUGAAAGCGCCACUCCCGGCUUCUUCACCAGCGCGUCCGAAGAGCCGCCGCCGCUGUGCGCCUACCAGGUGACAGAGGGCGGCGUCGGCGGCCCGCUCUGCUUCCGCCACACGCUGCCGGGCUACACGUGCCAGCGGGCGGACUGCAGGUCGGCGGUGUCCUCGGGCAGCCUCGCGGCUAACAUCCUCCUCAACGGCAGCGUGCUGCUCCAGUGGCGCCGAGACGGCGACGUCCCGGGGUCGUCGAGUCUCUUCGCCGGGCGCCGCCACAGACGCCGAGGCUACGAGCUGAGCUGCUGGUGGAACGGCAGCUACACGCAGUUCGAGUGCGCCGGCGUCCACCUGGGCGCGGGCUGCGGCGACUUCCUGCUGACGGAGCUGCACGAGAACAUCCCCUACCGCGUGUGCCUGCGGGCCGCGGCCCGGAGGAGCGGCGGGCGCGGGGACUGCGUGGAGUUCGUCCUGCCGCCGUCCGGGAUGCAGGAUAUCGUCAUCGCCAUGACGACGGUCGGGGGAGCCAUUUGCGUGAUGUUGGUCAUCAUCUGCUUGCUGGUGGCGUACAUCACGGAGAACAUCAUGAGCCCCUCCACGCAGCACACCUACUCGUACCGCACGCACUCGCGACACUGAGGUCACGCCAUCCAAUGUCACCCGUCCAUCGAGCGCAACAUUAAUGUGCCACAGGGGUGUCCAAAUUGCGGUCCUGGUGCCAUCUUCUGCCCACAAUCAGUUUUUUUAUUUUAUUGGCCCUAACAUUUAUUAUUAGAUAUUACACCUGUUACAUGUUGAUGAUUUGUUUGCUGCUUAAUCAUCACGGAGCCAUGGCACAUAUUACGGCAGGGGUCCCCAACCUUUUUUGCACCACAGACCGUUUUAAUGUUAUGUUAUGUUAAGUUAUUUUCAUUUAUUAUGC
Nerophis lumbriciformis (worm pipefish) is the source of this 1271-nucleotide messenger RNA. RefSeq names its product fibronectin type III domain containing 10 (gene fndc10). The record is from RefSeq and is a predicted model, not a curated record. NCBI's taxonomy places the organism in Eukaryota, Metazoa, Chordata, Actinopteri, Syngnathiformes, Syngnathidae.